AUAUCUGGGGAUGCGCAGCCAUACAAGCCGAAUCCAAACUUCCGAAAUAGUAACUUCAUUUCUUAUUUUUUUUUUUUCUGAAGACCAGAGACCGUCUGGGGUUCACGUGCUGUGAUUUCUGAUUGAUAAAUGUAAAUUGAAAUUGUCUGAGUUUGGAGAUCCAAAGUUGAAAUGUGCUUUGGGUUGAACUGGAAAGCAGAUUGACCAAAAUGUGUUUGCCCACUGCUAUUUUGUCGUGUUUUUCUUCUAGACCCAGCAUGAGUGAAUUUCCCUGUAAAAAACGUGAUGACUAUUUGGAAUGGCCCGAGUAUUUCAUGGCAGUGGCCUUCUUAUCGGCACAGAGGAGCAAAGAUCCAAACUCCCAGGUCGGAGCCUGCAUCGUGAAUGCAGAAAACAAGAUUGUGGGCAUUGGGUACAAUGGAAUGCCAAAUGGAUGCAGCGAUGACCUCUUGCCUUGGAGGAGGACAGCGGAGAGUAUACUGGAUACCAAAUACCCUUACGUGUGCCACGCCGAGCUGAAUGCCAUUAUGAACAAAAACUCAGCAGAUGUGAAAGGCUGUACCAUGUAUGUCGCCUUGUUCCCGUGUAAUGAAUGUGCUAAGCUCAUCAUCCAGGCAGGGAUAAAAGAAGUUAUUUUCAUGUCUGAUAAAUACCACGACAGCAAUGAGACAAGAGCCGCGAGGCUCAUGUUGGAAAUGGCCGGGGUUUCCUUCAGGAAAUUCACACCAAAGUGCAGCCAGAUUGUCAUUGACUUUGAUUCAAUUAACAGCAGACCGAGUCAGAAGCUCCAGUGACUUACAUCUCAUUAAGUCUCCAGAAGAUCGGAUUAUCCUCUUCUGAGAAGCUGCUAAUGCCUUUCAUCUUAAAGUUACACAUAACUUUUUAAUAGCCGGGACGGCAAAAGUCGAAGUGUGAAGAAUGUAAAAGCUCAAAUCUUCCUGACUCGCGCUCCUGUCACGUGGAAUCUGCAUGUGUUGAAACUGUCGAUUCAGGGUGUAAAAUAAAGGAGCUGUGGGUGCGCACGGGGCUGGAGCGGGCAUCUCCCCUCCUGUCUCCUGGUUCGCUGGGACGCUGGUGGCUGCGCAGAAGGGCGUCAGCCGUGCGUCGUCCACUGCGUUUCACAGCCGCUCUUCAACGCCACGUGUGCUGGGAGGACAAAUAACUGUGGCUGUGUGCCUGCCGGGAUGAGCAGACACGCUGAUCUGAACAUCGGGCCCGAAUGAAGCAGCGCAUGUAAUGCCCUUGGGGGAAGGAAAGGAGCCGCAAGACAGUAGCAUUUAAGUGUUUGCUUUUGAGAGUUGAGGGGGCCCCCAGCCGCCCAGCCACCCGCCCAAAAGUCCUGGACGGGGUGCGCCUUCGUCCCGGCAGAUGAUGAGCGCAAGUGAGCGGGCGUUCUUUCCCCGCUCUGCUGUCCUGCCUCCCACAGGGCGGUGCCGCGGUGUGCCUCUGCAUGGUGGGGACUUCUGUUGUUCGUGCUUCUUAUUCUGGCUUUGUGGGUGACACAGAGCUCUUACAUUAGUUUAUUUGAGUAAUGAGUCGUGCCCGGGGAAGGCAGCCCGUCGCCCUGCGUCGCCCGCAGGUCCACACCCUGCCCGGGGGCGGAGCCCCGCACCGCUGCUGCACGUGCCAGCACGGUUCAUUCCCAGGGCUGCUGUCUCCCGUCCUGUAAGUGAAAUGAACGUGAGGAGGUGUCAGUUCCGUCCAGAUCUCCUGGUGACAGGAGCUCACUUGCGCUCCUGGUGCCCUGCCUUCACUGACACACAUCUCACCUUCCUAAUCACUUCGAUUUGGGGGAUGGGUAGCAGUGCACCUUGUCUUUAAUCUCAUUUCAUUUUUAUUAAAUGUGCUCAGUACCUUCGUGGAGAAAACGGUUUCUUUAGUGUAAAGAUCGUGACCGUUUAAAGUGCUCUUACAUCUUUAUGAGUGUUUAUUUUGUCUCUGAGGUUUUGGAUUCCAUAUUCUGGGGCAUGUCAUUUCUGUGUUGUCUGUGAAGCACACUUGCACAUGUUUUAAUGCUCAGAGAACAGUCUGAGGCACGGAUGCCAUGUGCCUUCCCCAGGGCUGAAGGGCGAUGCGUCUCUAUGGACCAGAUUGGAGGUGUCCGGGAAGGCUCUCUUCCCUCUCUCCAUCGUGCCCUGCUCCUGUCUCAGGUGUGGCCAUCUGA
Globicephala melas (long-finned pilot whale) is the source of this 2164-nucleotide messenger RNA. It is a transcript of the gene DCTD, whose product is annotated as dCMP deaminase. Lineage: Eukaryota; Metazoa; Chordata; Mammalia; Artiodactyla; Delphinidae. Gene Ontology annotation, molecular function: dCMP deaminase activity; zinc ion binding. Gene Ontology annotation, biological process: pyrimidine nucleotide metabolic process. The record is from RefSeq and is a predicted model, not a curated record.